Rotaria sordida is the source of this 1377-nucleotide messenger RNA. The record is from the annotation of a GenBank genome assembly. NCBI's taxonomy places the organism in Eukaryota, Metazoa, Rotifera, Eurotatoria, Philodinida, Philodinidae.
AUGAAUGUUAUUGUUGGAAAUAAUCAUAGUGUUUUAUCGUUAUUUAAUCAAUUAGUAUAUAAUUUAAUUAAAGAUCGUGCUAACUCCUACAAAUUAAUAUCGGUUUUAAAUGAAACAAAUAUUGAUAAAAUUAAAUGGAAAGAUUUUCAACAUUGUGUUACAUUUAUUGAUGGUAAAGAUGUUGAUAAAGAUUGUUUAUAUAAUGAUUUCAAUCAUAUAAAAUCAAAAUUUGUUGAACUUAAGAACAAAUUUGAUGGUAUUUAUAAACAAGUACAAGGAUUUAUUCCGUCAAAUUUGAUUUUAUCGAAACAAGAUGGAACAAUGUUAAGUAAUGAAAACAAUGUGAAAUUCAGAGAAAAGGUGGCUAUUCAACCGAUGACAACUCAAUCAUCUCUGACCAGUCGUACAUUUGCUCCAUUGAAUACACCUUUGUAUCGUCGUCGACAAACACUUACAAUUCUUGUUUUCUGGAUUCUGCCAUGGUUUUGUCUAUACGUAUCAUUGCUCUUGCUUCGAUCAAACAAUUGGUAUUUGUUUUUCGGUUUCAUUGCCUAUUUAACAUGGAUGGUUUUCUUUCGAAAAUAUCCACGACAAGGUGGUCUCAAGCAACAAUGGCUUCGUCGACUAGUAUGGUGGAAAUGGUUUGCUGAUUAUUUUCCAAUUCAAUUGCAUAGAACAUGUGAUUUACCGGCUGAUCGUUCGUAUAUAUUUGGCUAUCAUCCUCAUGGCAUCAUUUCACUUGGUGCUUUUUGCAAUUUUGCUACAGAAGCUACUGGAUUUGAAGAGAAAUUUCCUGGCAUUAAUCUUCGUUUGCUUACAUUAAAAUCCAAUUUUCGCAUUCCAUUCUUUGGUUUCUAUUUGUCUCUAUUGGAAAAAGGCAAUGGCAAUAGUUUGAUGUUAGUUUUGGGUGGUGUCAAAGAAGUAUUAGACGCUCGACCUUCAUGCGACUACAUCUUGACACUUAAAAAUCGUAAAGGUUUCGUUAAAAUUGGUCUCGUCCAUGGUGCCAGUCUUGUACCUGUAUUUUCAUUUGGUGAAAAUGAUCUUUAUGAACAACUAGCCAAUCCACGUGGAUCAAAACUACGACAAUUCCAAGUAAUGUUACAAAAGAAAACAGGUUAUACAAUACCAUUCUUCAGAGGACGUGGUGUAUUUCAAUAUGCUUUCGGUUUUUUGCCCAACCGACGAGCAAUCAAUACCUAUGUUGGUGAACCAAUUGAAUUGCCAAAAUUGUCACGAGAAGAAAUAACAAAUGAAAUUAUCGACAAAUAUCAUACACAAUAUAUGGAUGCAUUGAUGCGUCUAUUCGAUGCACACAAGGCAAAACACGACAAUAAGGAUGCAACAAUCAAAUAUGUCAAUGCUGAUGAUUACUAG